Molecule: messenger RNA, 312 nt
Organism: Fusarium proliferatum ET1
Lineage: Eukaryota; Fungi; Ascomycota; Sordariomycetes; Hypocreales; Nectriaceae
Exons: 2
Coding region: 1-312 (103 amino acids)
Molecular function (GO): acyl-CoA dehydrogenase activity
Source: RefSeq, a predicted model, not a curated record
AUGAUCCUCGCGAGAACUACACCACUAGAUAAGGUCAAGAAGCCAAGCGAAUGUCUCGAAAUGCGACGGCUCAAGAAAAUGGGUGGCCGAGCUGUCGACACCAAUGAAGUAUUCUUCGACAACUAUACCAUCCCCUCCUCAUCCCUCAUCGGCGCAAAAAACAAGGAUUUCGAAAUGAUUCUCCACGGAAUGAAUGCCGAGUGCUGCCUCCUCGCCGGCGAAGCCCUCGGUCUCGGCUACGCGUCCCUCUCCAAAGCAGCAUCCUACGUCAAAACCCGGGUUGUGUUCAAACGACAGAUCGGGAUGAACUAA